UUCUCUAAUUGAAUUCUGAUUCCAAUUCAAUGUACCAUUGUGUUUUUCUUGAAUUUCCUGUGAGUUUUCCAGGGUAAAAGUAGUUUUUCCGAAUUCAGAAAGUGAUAUUGCGCCAAUUAACGCUAGAAAAUAGAAAAAUAUAAACAAUCAUAAAUAAAUGGAGAAAUCAAGGAAAUCUUCAGGAUAUGUCGUAGGAAUAUCCACGGGAAUGUUCAAUACAUACAAGACUGUAUUUUAUUGGGAAAUAAACAAACUUUUCCCACUUUUCUAAACGCCAAGAAAAACGUGAAAAUUCACAGAAAAUUCGUGAAAAACUAUCAGGAAAAAUGUGUGAAAGUGAUCAGCAACCAAUCUAUCAUCUUUUCCAGCAAUUGUCAACAUUUUUUGACGAUCACCUCGAUGCAGAACAAUUGACAGAAGUUCUGGCGGCUGAGGAUGCGUCUUCGCAGUUGCAGGGAAUUCAGCUCCUACAGAAGGUCAAAGAUGACGCUUCCUGCUCUUCAAUACUCCUCGAAAUAACUUCAGAAAUGCGAAAUAUCCGAAAUUACGUACAUUUCAAUAAAUCCGAUGGCGAGAAGAGUGAUCGAGAGCUGUCUACGGUGUCCUGGGAUAAAGUUCUCCGGGAUAUUAAGAAGGAUUCCUACUUGACAUUCAUACAGUGCCUUGUUGGUGUUCUUGGAGUUGAUUUUCACGACAAAAUAUCACGGAAAUUGGGGUGUUUAGCUGGGGAUUGUUUUGUGCUGACUUUGGUAAUUCCCGGAGCAAAGAGAUGUGGUGUGUUUGAGGAGUCUCUGCUGCAGACAAUUGCAGAGUACCCCAAAUAUCUGGAGGAUGGAAACUUAUCGAAGCAGGAAGUGAAUGAAUUUAAGAUAUUCCUCCUCACAUUGUUGGAAGAUUUGCAAUUUCUCUUCAAGCACGUCUCUCUGGAGGAAUUUGAGGAUCUCCGGACGGCAAUAUGUGUCUCAAUGAAGAAUAUCAUUCUUUUCUUCUAUCAAAAUGGUUACAAAGCUGCCAUUGAUUGUAGUUUAACUCGGAAAGCUUAUGAAAUGCUAAAAGAUCUCUGUGCAGCUCUUCAUGGAGACACAACGAAGAAUCUCACAAAGAUCUUCUCUCUCACCACGGUGCUACACAAUCAUAGUGCAUCUGGGAUUCGAAAUACACAGGACAUGCCACACAGUGAUAGUAUUUCGGGAUUUUUCAUCUACCUUCUUGAUCAAUUCCCCACAAAUACAACGCAAGUCUUGACCACAUUCAUUGAAGCCACCCUGUCGAAUCCGGAGGAGAAUAUCCGGGCUGAGCAGUACAGUGCAACACUGGAGAUUGCUGUGAAGUACGAGAAGGCAAUCUUUGAGAAGUGCAACGUCUCAAUUGUUCCCUACUUGGAGCGUCUUGUCUGCAGUGAAGAUGCCACACAGCGUGCCAAUGGGACAGAUUUCCUUUCCCGGAUAGCCUUGAUUGAUUGUCAGGUGAAUUGGAGUAUAUUCCAGGAGGAAGUUUCCAAAAUUCCGCGUGAAGUAAAGAUCUUGCAGCUCUUGCUUACAAAGACAAUUGACGUGAAUAACAAUGUGAAGAUGAAGGCACUUUCCGGACUCACAAAGAUCUUUUCCGGGGGCAAUAGAAAUACCCAAAAAAUUCUUCGGGCCCUCCUUAAAAAUCCCCCGGAGCGGGAUGAAGAAAUUCCAGGAAUUGAGGAGGUCACGGAAGUAGCUGAGGAGUUUCCAAAUUAUCUCUUUCAUUUGCUGCAGAGCAGCUUGGCGCAUGUGAGGAAGAAUUCUCUGACAUUGCUGGAGAAUCUUCUUGCGUGGAAUGAGAAGCUCCUCGAAAGUGGAGGAUUCUUUGAAGAAUUAGCCAGAUUGGUGGAUGAUUCAUCUUCCCUUGUGCGUCGACAGAUCAUUUCCACUCUAAAUACUCUCAUGAAGACCUUCCCACAGAAGGAGGUGGUCAUCAAGGGUUGGACACGAUGCAUUUUACGCCUUAUGCGCGACAAUGAUGGAAAGAUUGUGGAUGCAGCCAUGGAGAGUCUCAAAAUGGUAAUCUUUGACAAUAUUGAACGCCAUGAAGAUUCUUCCACGACAGCUGCUCAGAUGCCGUGGAUUACGCUACGUACAAUGAUGCAGCAGGAACAGCGUAAAGUCCUCCGGAGUGCAAUGGAUUCGUGGAUUCGGAAUAGUAUUGUGACGCAGAAAACACUGGGUAUCAUUGAGAGUCACACAAACACGGAGAAUGCCACAGAAGCAUGGCUCCUACUCUCCUUGGUUGCGCCUAAGAUGCAUACUAAAGAUCCUGAUAGGGUAGUUCUGGCUUUUGUGGACACCCUGAACUCUUCAUCGGCAAAUCUUGUCAAUCAACACUUUAUGCUGGAAAUCAUUCACGCCUGGAUGCCCCAUUUUAGUCGUACCACACUCAAUAAUCUCUACAACCUCAUCCAGCGACAUCUCUCCGAAGGGAAUCUCCCAACAUCCCUCGUUAGCCCACUCUACAAUGUCUGCCUGAAGCAGAGACAAUCUGCCGAGAUGGAGCACGAUCGGGAGUGGAUAAUUACUCUCAAUGCCAUUGCGGAAGAUUUUGUGUGGACGCAUAGACUACAGCUGACCAGCAGUGAGUGGGAGAUCAAUCAAAAGAUGGUGAAUUUCCUCUACAUCUACUCGGAGACAAGUAUGGAUCUGACGCAGAAGCCACGUCAGAGAUUCCUUGACUUCUUCUACCAGCUUUUACGUGAAUGUCGUGUGACUCAAGCCUCCAAUCCGGAGAAAUGCUGCACCCUGGUCAUCUUUGUCAGCAGGCUGGCCAUUAGGGAUACGGAUAUUGCAGCUGAGGUACUUCCGGAACUUGGGAAGCUUCUCAAAACUACACAACAUAAGAGUGUGGCUUGCAACAUUAUCGUUGCGCUCACGAAUUUGUGCAAGAAGCACACAACUCUCACGGAGCCAAUUAUGCAGGAAGUUGUGUCCAAAUUGAAAGCAUCCGUCACGGUGAUUCGCUACAAAGCUCUAUCAGCUCUCACGACCCUCGUAAUGCAGGACUACAUCAAGAUGCGCGGGCGUCUGCUUAUGAACGUCCUGGCGGCUAUUGUGGAUCCCUGUAGAUCAAUUGCCAGAGCUGCUGCUGGGAUGGUGCUGAAGUAUGUAGAAGAGAAGAAUCGUCUGCUCCUCCAGACGAGCUUUCUGGAAGUGAUCUACGUCUACAAUGGCUACAUGUAUGAACGCUUUGAGGUCUUCAAUACAGCCGAAAUGGAUGAUGAAGUGUGUCCCCUUCAAGGGAAAUCAAAGCGUCAUCUGCGCUUCCUCCUGUAUCGAUUCUUCCUGCAAAACUUCACGGAUUUGCAAUUGCUAAUGUUCCUCAAUAAUGUGGCAACGGUUCAGGAGAAAAUCCACAAGGAGACACUAAUUAAAACGCCCGAAAGUGUGGAAGCUCUCGAGGAUUUAGUGGAAGUUUUUACGAGAGUUUGUGAAUUUAAAUCCUGGACAAUGCUAAAGAGUGCUGGUAAUUCCCGGGAUCCAGAUGAUUUACCUGAUGAGGAGGUAGAUUUGCCAAUUGUGCAGGAGAAGUCUGAAGAAGCGGGGAAUCCUGAGGAUAUUGGAAAUCUUAAGCAAGCUAUUCCGGUUCUGGAUAAAAUGGUAGCAAUUCUACCGAAGUUUGUUACCCGGAUGGAAGCUUUCGAUGGGAGGCUAAAGGACAAAGUAGACAUCUUCUGUGAGGCUGUUUGUGAUAAUUUCAAAUCCUUCGUUGAGUACGCCCAACCAGAGAAGUUCUGGAAGAAGUAUCGAGAUGUUAAGCGACAAAAGAAGCCCCAGGCAGCUGUGGAGAAAGUUUUGAAUUUCGAGGAGGAGGAUGAAGAAGACUUUGAUAUGUGA
Molecule: messenger RNA, 3854 nt
Organism: Lutzomyia longipalpis
Lineage: Eukaryota; Metazoa; Arthropoda; Insecta; Diptera; Psychodidae
Product: condensin-2 complex subunit D3-like
Exons: 2
Coding region: 327-3854 (1175 amino acids)
Biological process (GO): meiotic chromosome condensation; mitotic chromosome condensation
Cellular component (GO): condensed chromosome, centromeric region
Molecular function (GO): histone binding
Source: RefSeq, a predicted model, not a curated record